Ostertagia ostertagi is the source of this 2457-nucleotide messenger RNA. Lineage: Eukaryota; Metazoa; Nematoda; Chromadorea; Rhabditida; Trichostrongylidae. The record is from the annotation of a GenBank genome assembly.
AUGGAGCCCUUGAGCGGUGAGGAUCUAGCCGAGACUUCUGCGAAAUCUUCUACGGAAGUGGAACCGUCAAGUUCGGCAUCAAAGACUACGCAGUCCAUGGAAGACUCCGAUGAUCAUCAUAUGUGCCGCGUGUGUAGGGGUGAAGAUGGUCAUCUGUACUACCCAUGUCUUUGUACCGGCAGUAUAAAGUAUGUCCAUCAGGAGUGCCUCACCGAAUGGUUGAAGUACAGUAAAAAAGAAGUCUGCGAACUUUGCAAUUACAAGUAUUCUUUCCAACCCAUAUAUCGGCAUGAUAUGCCCAAAGCUCUACCGCUUGUAGAAAUACUCAAAGGAGUUGUGGUGAAUGCGGCAGUAAUGUUGCGGACAUGGCUGGUUUACACAAUGGUACUGGUAUCAUGGCUUGGUAUAGUUCCGUUAACUGCUGCGAGAAUAUACCACGCAGUGUUCUAUCUUUCCAUGCAAGAGAUUCUCGUUCUUCCUCUCAGCAUAUUUCGAACAGAACACAUCUUUCCUGAUGUUUUCAAGGGUUGCUUUUUGCUGAUAAUUUUUAUUUGUACGUUCAUUUCUCUGGUUUGGCUCCGAGAACAGAUCAUUCACGGUGGACCUCAUGAUUUCUUGAACAUAGAGCAAGCGGACGCCAUCCCGAAUGGCGUGGUGGAUCAAGAGCUGCAAGAGAAUCACGGUGAAAGAGUUGUCAACGCGGGCGAACAGGAUGAAGUCGACGUAGAUCAUUUACAACCUCAACCUGCAGCUGCGCAGCCGGGUGUAGAAAUACCAGCGGAAGAUAACUGGAGAGACCUAGACAGGCUGGGAGACGAGCUAACAUGGCAAAGGCUACUUGGAUUAGACGGUUCACUCGUUUUCUUGGAACGUGUUGUUUGGGUGAUAUCGUUGGACACGCUGUUUACCAUCAUGUUUGCAUAUGCGCCUUACAAGCUGGGAUAUUUCAUCUUGAGCAAGAAGCUAUUUUCUGCUUCACUAUCUUCAAGAGCUGCCUCCUUCGCAGCUUCACCAACAUCGUCUGUGUUCAUCCACUGGAUGAUCGGAAUGGUGUACGUCUUUUACUUCGCGUCGUUUGUACUUCUGCUUCGUGAAGUUUUAAGACCGGGCGUGUUAUGGUUUAUGAGGAAUCUAAAUGAUCCUGAAUUCAAUCCGAUUCAAGAAAUGAUAGAACUGCCGGUGACUCGUCAUCUGCGCCGUCUUGUUGCUUCAACAUCGCUAUGCUUUACAACGAUUUUCCUCAUCGUUUACGUUCCCCUAUGUAUUGUGCAAAAGCUGUAUCCGUCUUUGCUCCCGUAUAAUAUGAGCUUGUCCGCUGACACACCAUUGAGCGAGCUCUCUUUAGAGCUUCUGAUACUUCAGGUAGUGCUUCCAGCUCUUCUUGAACAAACUCAGGCUCGAUUUCUGCUAAAAGCGAUUGUGCUGUGGUGGUGCGUGCACAUCGGUCGAGCCCUUAGUCUUGACAGAUAUCUCCUACCCGACUUACCGAAUGCUGAGCAACCAGCAGAUGGAGCAGGUGUGCAAGGAGCAGGUGGUCUUGCUGCCGAACAUCAGGCUCUUCUUCUACUUCGUGAGCCACAGGCUUUUCAGCCCUAUACACGUCCCCGGCUUUUCCCACUCCGUAUAUUGGUUCUUUUGGGUGCCAUGGCUCUCACAUGCUGCUUUACUAGUUGUGUGCUGUUCUUGGUCCCAGUCACGGUUGGACGGACCAUUAUACACAACGUUACUGGAUAUACAAAUGUUCACGAACUAUACACCGUGGGCACAGGCCUGUACAUAUGCUGGAUGCUUGUGAAAACGGGUCUUCUUUCCCUCCACUGGUUUCAUUUGGGCGUUCACCACCUCAAGGAAGCUUUUGUUAAUUCAAUUAAUCUCGUUAGCUCUUCGAUUGCUGGUGAUUUGUAUUCCUAUUGUGUUCGCCAUUCCGAUGUUGAUGGGGACUUAUUUUCAACUCGUGGUUAUUACUCCACUGAGGUUAUCUUUCCAACAGACUUCAUUGACCUUCCUUUGGCAAGACUGGGCUAUGGGAGUAUUGCACAUGAAAAUUGUAUGCGGAGCCGUGAUGAUGGGGCCGGAGUGGUGGAUGCGACAAGCUUCGAUUCUCAGAGAUAUACCCAGAUCCGCCUACGACAUCUUCGAGCCACGUUCAUUCUCGGCGUCAUUAGUUUUACUUGUUCUGUUCUGAAGUCGUUGCUUGCGUUUCCUUAUCUGAUUGCACGAUUCUACAUUUUUGUCACUAAUGCUCCUCUAGAAGAAAGCGUCCUCGUGCUACGUUACUGUUUCCCAAGCAGUUUGAUUCUCCUUCUAGUCGUAAGUUUCCUCAGGUGGCAGCUCAACAAGAUUCAGGGCCUAGCUGAGAACAUUCGGAAUGAAAAAUAUCUUGUUGGAACCCGACUUGUGAAUUACGAACGCAAUGGUUUGUCUCCGGUCCCAACAGAAGCAGCGAUUUCGUCGUAG